CAUUGUGAAGAAAAGCUGCAACUCGUCGUUGGACUGCACAGCCCAGCUGCUCCGGCAGUCCCAACAGCUGGAUGAGAGCUGGAAACAUCUGCAGCGCCUGUUCCGGAGUGCGUAAAAUGAAGCGGCAGCUGAACGGCUUUGUGACGCCUGUCCUGGAUGAAACAUCCCAGGAAUGAAGCAGAGCGAUCUAUGUGCAUCGCAGGCUCAUGGGACAUGAUAGGAACCAGUUGUGUUCGUUUCAAAUUAUCUGGAACAGUUUAAGUCGAGCAGGAACAGCCAAGGCCAUCAGUCAGGAAUGAAUCAGAUGAAGUUUUCCUCUGAGGAGCUGCGUUCUCUCCCACCGAGACCACCGGGGUUACCUGCAGCCUCAGCUAAGAGGCGGUUUGUCAAGUUGGGGAGGAAGACAAGUGAUGGCUCUCAGCAAUCAGCUCCAUCCACUUGCAGUUCAUCCACUAGCAGGUCAGUAGAGGGUGCAGCCAUCAGACAGCCCAGCAAGAGCCGCAUCCGUCGCCAAACCAACCGCCUCUCAGGUGUCUUCCUCCGCGGCCCCACCUCCACCUCAGGCUCCAUGGCGCUGACAGCAGGCAUCAGGUCCUCCCUGUCCAGGAAGGAAAGCAUGAUCUCUGCAGAUGCUUUAAGAGUGGACGACCCAUCUGAGCUCUCCAAUCAGAUAACAGCUCCAGGAAUCCUGAAGAUCUUUGGAAAUGAAAUAUGUGAGGGAGCUCACUAUAAGAGCGUCCUGGCCACCACACACUCUAGUGCUAAAGAGCUCGUCAAAGAGGCCCUUGAACGGUAUGGCCUGGGCAAGGAGGAAGCAGAGUCCUAUGUUCUGUGCGACACCAUCGGCUCCACUGGAGAACAUCGGUGGAGGACGGAAGGGUUCCGAGUGGUGAGCGACAAUGAGAAGCCCCUCCUCCUGCAGUCACUAUGGAAACCUAGAGAAGGCCUGGCGAGACGGUUCGAAAUCCAGAGGAGAAGCUCAGUAGAGGAGAAGAUAUCCAAAGACAAAGACACCAUCACUGCUGGAAUCAAUGCCCAGGCUCGAAAGCUGCAGAAGAGCCGCUCCAGAGUGACCUCCACCCUCUUAGAGAGGACCAUGGGGCGAGGCCACAAACUGUGGAGGAGCAAAAGUGAGAUGGACCUGUUAGAUUCAGACACAGAGACCAACCAGGACACAGAUCGUGAUACAUGUCACAAGGAACGAAGCGAGAGUCUGAAUCAAACUCCAGUGCAGAGUUACGAGUGCCUGAAAACAAGCCCCAGACAGAAUCACAUUCAUAGCCUCGUGGUUCCCACCGAGGGGGACAGCGGGUCGCAGGCCAAAACAGAGACCCUCUGUCCGUCAAGGCCAAGAGGCGAGCGCGAAGGAGAGGAGUCAGAGAGGGAGGAGACGGAGAGCAGCGACGAUAACACCACACAGUACUCCAUUCACCCUCCUCAUGACUGUCCAUACCUGCUGCUGCUGCAAGGCUGCAGCCUCACACAGGACUUUGUCAUCUACCUACUUGCUGCGCCAAACAUUGCCUUUGGUCGGCAAACUGCUCAUGAAGACGGGUCAAAGCCUGACAUCAUUCUCUUUGCCACUGACAUACUUCAGAGACACUGCUUUUUCCACCGCCAUGGCGUUGGCAGCCCCACCAUGCUCAGUCCUUGUCAAAACGCCAUGGUGACGAGGAAUGGCGAGGUGCUGAGAAAAGAAGUGCAGCUAAAUCCUGGUGAUGUCAUCGGGUUGGGACAGCACUACCUGUUUCUUUUCAAGGAUCCCUUUGCUUUGACACACAAGGAAGUGAAUGAUGCUGCUCCUGAAACCGGUGUGACUGCUGUCCCCUGGAUGCUGGGUCACACCACUUCUGCCACUACAAGCCAUACAAGAGAAAUGAUCCUCUGCAACACCUGCAUCAUAGCUUGCACUGACUUCGAGAGCUCAAGCAACAAACAGUCCUCAAACAGAGGUCUUCCCUUUUUAAAAUCACCCGAAGGCCACAGCCUGACUCUGGAGUAUGACAGCGACGACGAGGAUCGCAUUGUCAGGGAGAUAAUUGCUAUGGGAAGGACCGGCGUCAAAGACAGACCGCCACUGACUGUUGCAUUUUUGCUGUGUCUGUGUGUGCGGUAUUCAGCCACAUGUCUUCAUACCUCACACCUGCGCAGGCUGCUUUUGCUUAUUGCAAGUGGAGUUCAGAGUGCCAUGUGGGAGCACACCCAGGACUUAGCUGCAGUUCAACCUGAAGUUCUCAAUGGUGAAGGCUCAAACCCAGAAGACCUCCAAGUUCUCAGCCAUCAUGGGGUGAUCUCAGGACUUCGCCCCCUGGUGGUGUGGAUGUCCAACAGUCUGGAGCUGCUGCAGUUCAUCCAGUACCAGCUGCCUCUUAUUCUCGAGUGGAGAACCCGAAAAGAGCAGGGACAGGAUGAUGAAGAAGGAAGGGAAGAUGACGAGAACAAGGAGGUGGAGAACUUGGCCCUGUUGGAGCUACGUCUGUCUUGCCUCCGUUCAGCCACUGAGGAGACAAUGGCUGUCCUGGAGGAGGUCAUCAUGCUCGCCUUCCAGCAGUGUGUGUACUACAUCACCAAGGUUCUCUACCCCGUCCUGCCGGGCCUUCUGGACUGCAACCCGUUCAGUGAGAGUCCUGGCCUGCAGGUGACUGGUGGGAGUGCUCGGGUCCUGGGUAGCAGUGGACUGCAGGUCCCUGGCGAGAUCCAGCAUCUUGUGGAUGUUCUGACGGAGAGCUGGAGACUGCUGUGUGACUGUCAGCUCCACCCAGAGAUUUCCUCACAGCUCAUUGGCUACCUCUUCUACUUCAUCAAUGCAUCACUCUUCAACUCACUCAUGGAGAGAGGCUCUGAGCCAGGUUUCUACCAGUGGUCCAGAGGUGUAUGCAUGCGGGCCAACCUUGACUUAAUCCUGGACUGGGCCCACGCAGCUGGACUGGGAGAACUGGCCUUGGAACACACACACACUCUCUCGUCGGCUAUCAAUCUGCUGGCUACACCUGGAAAGAAUUUACAGCAGACAUCUUGGGUGUCCUUGCGGUCUGACUACCCUGCCUUGAGUCCGGCCCAGCUGAACCACCUGCUGAGUCUUUACAGCCCAGCCUCUCCCUGCAAACACACCUGGACUCCAUCUGUUCAUGACCAGGCUGCAGCACACCAAACUGCUGAUAUCCUGGAGAGUUUUGACACCCACCAUCCUCUGGUGCUGCCUGAUGGGGGUUACCAGUUCCAACUGAGUGGCCAGGUGACAGAUUCAGCCCUGAGGGAACAGCUGGACAAGCUCAAAGAGUUCAUGUCCACCCUUUCUGACUCACAGUCAGAUGAGGUCACAGCUACUGAGGAGCAAAAGGGUGGUACCCUUCCCAUGGAGGCUAAACAACUGAAGACAGAUAUUCUUUUAAAAGCCAGUCUGGAAACCUUGCAUACAUCGCCAGUUGAGAUCGUCCUAUCUCAGGCAACUGUUCAUGACCACCAGUCCCCUUCUGCUACCCCUGGUGCCUUACCUCCAUCACCCCCAUCACCUCCCUCUCCUUCCUCCACUGAAUACCUGGAUGAGUUCAGCUCCUGUGGUGCCCUCCUUCUGUCCCAGAAGCUCAGAAAUCUGGAGCUGCAGAGCAGAGAGAGCAGUGAGAUAAGGAGGUCGGCUCUGGACCCCUCCUGUCUCCUCACCCCGCCCAAUACCCCCCACAUCAUGGAUCCUGUUGAUCUGGUGAAGGCGUAUCAGGAUAAAUGGAUGAAGGGUGACAGUGAGACACUCUCCUGGUCCUCUGGUGUAGAUGCACAAACUGAAGGUGGACUGGUGUUUGAAUGUCUGGCUGCACUGAAAGUAGACCGUUUGAAGUCCGAUUACCAAAGUAUGAAAAGAUUUGUUGAACUGAAAGAGGAAGAGGAGGAGGCAGAAGAGGCGGGGGAGCAUUACGAUGGCAAUCAUGAUGAGGUUUUUAGCUUGGAGCUGGAGCGAGGAGAAAGAGGACUUGGUCUUGCUCUAGUUGACACAAGGGACACUUCCUUGAGCGUGAAAGGCAUCUUUAUCCGUGCAGUGGUCCCAGACUCUCCUGCAGCUCGGUGUAAGAAGCUGGUACCAGGAGACAGGAUCCUGGCUGUUAAUGGGGUCAGUCUCCUUGAACUGGACUACCAGAGUGGGAAGGAUCUGAUCCAGUCAUCGGGUGACAAACCAAGGUUACUGGUGGCCAGAUCUGAAUGGAUGGCUAAGGCUAUACAGACUGAAUGCUGAUGGCUUCUUUUAACCAAUACUGUUAAUGCACCAUGAGCGCACAAGAGCUUGUUCAACAUUCAAGUUCCAGACAUGGACCUUAAUGGAAGGAUAUGGGUGUUGUGAAGACAGAAAUGCACUAUAAAAUGAGCUGUGUCCCGGCUGAGCUGAGUACCAGGUUCGAGCUGCUCAAUGUAUUUUUGCAGCUUUUACAUUGUAAUAGCAUGACAGUAAUUAAUGAUGUGUAUAUUUUAGGCUUUGUUCCAGUGAAUACAGCAUUUUGAUUCCAAACUGAGAAGGGUUUGCCUUGAAUAUUCUAAACUUGUUUGGUACUGUAUGGUUGGAUUAAAACAUCACUGCAGCCAUUUGCUUUCUGGAAACACUAAAACACUAGUCCACACCUAAUUUCAAGCAGUAUAUUUAAACUUUAAAGCCAUUGGCUGAAGAAUACUUCCAUACAGUCACCCUAAACGCCACCACUAGAAGAGCUGCAGAGGUAAGAGAGCACUUAUGAUAUUCUGGAAGCUUCAGUGAGGAAACGUUAGAAGUCUAACCCCAUGUAGUUAGUCUGAUAUAGCAGUCUGCUGUUGAAAUUACAUUGCUGCAGCACUACCAUUUGUCAUUUGUCUUUUAAAAAAAAUAACCAGCACCAACUGUGGUGUAAUGUAAUUGCAAUUCUUGAAUCAAUUUUUUUUAUUCAUGCUCUUGAUUUGAUGUGAUAGUUGUUACAUGUUGUUGAUAAGUGCCAGUCUGAAUGAU
This is a messenger RNA of Epinephelus moara (kelp grouper), 4963 nucleotides long. RefSeq names its product ras-associating and dilute domain-containing protein-like. Lineage: Eukaryota; Metazoa; Chordata; Actinopteri; Perciformes; Serranidae. Gene Ontology annotation, cellular component: microtubule. Bases 296 to 4225 code for a protein of 1309 amino acids. Gene Ontology annotation, biological process: signal transduction; substrate adhesion-dependent cell spreading; neural crest cell migration. The transcript is spliced from 18 exons. Gene Ontology annotation, molecular function: GTPase binding. The record is from RefSeq and is a predicted model, not a curated record.